AAAAUUGAAAAGAAAGUGAACUGUGAAGCCCAAGAGGUGAAGCCUCCUGCUUGCUGGCUGCCCAUACUUGUAAUAAGCAGCCUGUACUGUAUUAUGUUAUAGGAUUUGCUAAGUUUUAUGGUGCUUUUGCUUUUGCUUUGUACUUUUCAAUAAAAUAAGCUUAGUUUUAAUAUAAAGCUAAUUGAAAGCUCUGUGAUUGUCAAAACUGCGAUAUAAAUACGUGGUUGUGGUGUAUUCAGUAUUUUCUAAUAGACCGAGGAUCAAAUAGAUCAAAAAUUAUACAAAAAUUCAUAAUAAUAAAUUAAUACUUGUAUCACCCAUAAUUAUUGCAUUCAAUGCAAACUUUACUUUUACUGCUCUUUUAAAAUAUAUGGUGCAUAAACUGCCUAUAAGUAAACGACUACUUAUAUUUCUAAGGGUUUUAAUAAAUAGAUCUAUGGCGAAGACUAAUGAUAUUGGUUGUACUAUAAGUCAUGAAAAUGAAGGAUAUACAGAUGAAAAGUUGAUAAGCCCUGCUGCAUCAAGGAAUAAAGAUCCAAUAUUACAAGUUUUAAAAAGAUUCAUAAUCAGCGAUACAGACCAAAUUGAAGAUGAAAGCCCUUUAUUUUUGGAAAUAUCCUCUGGAACAGGUCAACAUGUGGCACAUUUUGCACCUCAUUUUCCUGGAGUAAGAUUUCAGCCAUCAGAGAUUGACAAAAGUUUAUUCAAGAGUAUAUCUUAUUAUGCUUCAAGUUGUCCUACAAUGAAUAUCCUCCAACCAAUUUGCAUAGACAUUCAGAACAAGUUAUCACAUUAUGGAUUUGAAGAAGGCUCUGUUGACUAUAUGUUUAAUGCGAAUAUGAUCCAUAUUAGCCCUUUUGCGUGUACAAUUGGUUUAUUUGAAAAUGCAGGGAUUUAUUUAAAGCCUGAAGCACUUAUGAUUACUUAUGGCCCUUACAGUAAGGAUGGUGUGAUAUCACCACAGAGCAAUAUUUCAUUUCAUGCUUCAUUAAAAGCAAGAAAUCCUUUAUGGGGUAUUCGAGAUAUCAAUGAUUUAAUAAAAUUAGGCGAUGAAAACAAUUUGUCUUUAAUAGACACUGUAGAAAUGCCGGCUAACAACAUGACUUUGAUAUGGAAAAAAGACUAAGUAAAACAUUUAGUGGAAUUAGUAUUACUUUUACACACCCAUUGUUUACAUUUUUUAGUAUUAUACCUAGUUACUGUAUUAUGAAGAGCUUUGUAAAAUAUAUACUUAGGUCACUUGGGUACCUAAUAUUUAGCAGUAUAUUUUAGUUUUAAGAACAUAUAUACCUAUACCUAUCAAAAUUAAUUGUUGCAGCGUAACUUCUAAUACCUACAGUAUUUUUAAAUUUUGUUAACUGCCAAAUUUUUACAAGAUAAUGAUUUAUUUUAUCUUGCUAAAAGCUUUAGUAUGUACAGGUACUUAUCACUAAGUAUUUUUUUAUUUUGUACCAUUUAGCACAAUAAAAGCAGUAUUGAAGUUUUUAUUAAGUACCAACC
This is a messenger RNA of Maniola jurtina (meadow brown), 1500 nucleotides long. RefSeq names its product methyltransferase-like 26. The coding region runs from base 371 to 1126 and encodes 251 amino acids. The transcript has 2 exons. The record is from RefSeq and is a predicted model, not a curated record. NCBI's taxonomy places the organism in Eukaryota, Metazoa, Arthropoda, Insecta, Lepidoptera, Nymphalidae.